AUGAUUCUGAUGCCCUCAGUUGUCUUUACCUGUGCUAACAGCUGUGCCAACCCCAUCAUUUAUUGCUUUGUUGGCACUUUUAGGCAGCAGUUGUGGGCAUGUAAACUCAAGCUGGUGCUUGAAUGGGCUCUGCAGGACACUCCUGAGAAAGAGGAAUGUGGAGACAGACUUUCUCAGGGAACCCUGGAGAUUACCGUACAGGAAAUAGCUGGACUGUUCAACAUGUUCAUUGCUUCAUGGUCACCAACUUUCACUCCAAUUCUUGCAUCUCUCCACUUGGAGAACAAAGAAUUAUACCGUGGUGUCACUACCUCUGAGAAGGACUCUCCACUGUCAGCAGAGCUCAGCUCUCCACCUCUGCACAGAAGAAUGGAAGAAAGGGGCCCCACUGAAGAGUUUAGGAACCUGGAUCCAACCAUCUCAGCCUGGAGGACAGAAGCCACACCAACCAAUGGAAGUUAUGAGGACCUUCCUCCAAUUGGUAACAUGAAUGAACUGAUUCCACAAGUGUUCAUCUUCAUCAUUUCCCUGUUUGGACUGGCAGGAAAUGCAUCUGUGCUCUGGUUCUUGGGUUUCCGCAUGCACAGAAAUGCCUUUUACACCUAUAUCCUAAACCUGGCUGCUGCUGACUCCCUCCUUCUCUGCCUCUAUAUUACUGUUUGCCUGAUAGAAUUCAUUGAAAACAUCCUUCACAUUCACAUCAUCACCUAUAGCAUCCUACGAACUGGGACAAUCAUUUUCUACAUUGCAGGCCUGAGCAUGCUCAGCGCUAUUAGCACUGAGCGCUGCCUGUCGGUCCUGUGGCCCAUUUGGUACCACUGCCAUCGCCCAAGGCACACAUCAGCAACUGUGUGUGCCCUGCUCUGGUCUUUGUCCAUGCUUCUGAGUAUCCUGGACAGAGUCUAUUUUUAUCACCUCAAUAAAGCUAAAGAUCAUUAUAAAAAAGUUAAUUUGACUAUAGUGGUAUGGCUGGCUUUUUUGUUUGUGGUUCUCUCAGUGUCCAGCCUGGCCCUGCUGGGUAGGAUGCUCUGUGGAUCCCAGAAAAAGCCUCUGACCAGACUGUAUGUUACCAUCCUGCUCACAGUGUUGGUCUUCUUCUUCUGUGGUUUGCCAUUUGGAGUCUGUUUAUUCCUGUUAUAUGGGAUUCAGAAAUAUAUUGACCCAAACAGUUUCCUUUUUCGGGCUUCACUUGUCUUAUCCUGUGUUAACAGCUCUGCCAACCCCAUCAUUUACUUCUUCGUUGGCUCCUUUAGGCAGCGAUUGCGGGGGCAGAACCUCAAGCUGGUGCUUGAACGGGCUCUGCAGGACACUCCUGAGGAAGAUGAAGGUGGAGGUAGCCUUUCUCAGGGAACCCUGGAGAUGUCAGACAGCAGAGUGGAGCAGGGGUGA
Messenger RNA from Sciurus carolinensis (gray squirrel), 1389 nucleotides. RefSeq names its product mas-related G-protein coupled receptor member X3-like. Bases 1 to 1389 code for a protein of 462 amino acids. Gene Ontology annotation, biological process: G protein-coupled receptor signaling pathway. The record is from RefSeq and is a predicted model, not a curated record. NCBI's taxonomy places the organism in Eukaryota, Metazoa, Chordata, Mammalia, Rodentia, Sciuridae. Gene Ontology annotation, molecular function: G protein-coupled receptor activity. Gene Ontology annotation, cellular component: membrane. The transcript is spliced from 4 exons.